Messenger RNA from Vicia faba (fava bean), 981 nucleotides. NCBI's taxonomy places the organism in Eukaryota, Viridiplantae, Streptophyta, Magnoliopsida, Fabales, Fabaceae. The record is from the annotation of a GenBank genome assembly.
AUGCAUUUUGAUGGGAUACUUGGACUUGGGUUUCAGGAUAUAUCAGUUGGACAAGUGACACCAGUGUGGUAUAACAUGAUUGAACAAGGGUACAUGAGUCAAAAGAUUUUCUCUCUUUGGCUAAACCAAAACCCAGAUUCAAACAUAGGUGGUGAAAUUGUCUUUGGCGGUAUUGAUUGGAGACACUUUAGGGGUGACCAUACUUAUGUUCCACUUUCUCAAAAGGGCUAUUGGCAGAUUGAUGUUGGAGACAUUCUACUAGAAAACAAUUCAACAGGACUAUGUCAAGGAGGUUGUGCUGCAAUUAUCGACUCAGGAACAUCGUUGAUUGCUGGUCCAACCAGUGUUGUUACUCAAAUUAACCACGCUAUUGGAGCAGAAGGAUAUGUGAGUUAUGAAUGUAAAAACAUCAUACAUAACUACGGGGAUUUGAUAUGGGAAUUCAUAACUUCCGGGCUAAGACCAGAAAUUAUAUGCGUUGACAUUGGACUCUGCUCGCGUAACGGAUCACAUAGAAUGAAAUACUAUGAUGAUAUUGAAACAGUGGUAGACGAUGAAAACAUGGGUGAUUCACAACGAACUAGAGAGAGUCCGUUGUGUACAUUAUGCGAUAUGAUUGUGUUUUGGAUUCAGGUUCAGCUUAAGCAGAGGAACACAAGAGAAAGAAUAUUAAAUUAUAUUGAUGAGCUAUGUGAGAAGCUUCCGAAUCCGGUGGGACAAUCAUUUAUAAACUGUGAUAAUAUUCCAACAAUGCCACGAAUUACAUUCAAGAUUGGAAACAAAUCAUUUCCACUAUCUCCGAAACAGUAUAUUCUAAGAGUUGAAGAAGGGUGUUCUAGUGUGUGUUAUGGAGGUUUUGUUGGUAUAGAUGUGCCUCCUCCACAGGGACCUCUAUGGGUUCUUGGAGAUAUAUUUCUAGGGGCAUACCAUACAGUUUUUGAUUAUGGAAAUCUUCGUGUAGGAUUUGCUGAAGCUGCGUAG